AUGGCACUAUAUGAGCAAACCGAAACCACGACAAAGGUUACCCUAGACGACACCGAGUCCUGCUGUUGCACGAUCGAAACAGCACAAAACAUCAACGGGCAUACGGAGUAUGUGCUGCGAGUACAGCGCGGACCGUACCCGGAAAACAGCUGGCGCAUUCUCCGGCGCUACAAUGAUUUUGCUUCGCUCAACAAGUGUUUGCAAAUUUCAGGGAUCGAUUUAUCAUUCCCCGGCAAGAAGCUAAUUGGUAAUAUGCGCCCAGAUUUCAUAGCUGAACGGUUGAACGCAUUACAGGAGUAUAUAAAUCAGGUACUAAUGAAUCCCAUUUUGGCAUCAUCGUUACCAACCAAAAAGUUCAUCGAUCCAGACAGUUACUCGACGCCGUUCCAUGAUUUGGCCCUACAGUAUGCGUCGAUGAGCUUGCGCACCGAUGGCGUGUACACGCUGGGACAGUCGCUCGGUCCGAUCGGGUGGCGUUUGCGGAAGCAUUACUUCAAGGUGGUACACAAACCGCAGGGAAACAAACAUUCGCCGGGUCAUUCGACGACCAAGCACCAUCUGAUUAAAUCGAGCUCGCAGUCGCAUGGCAAGCAGCACACGACGCAGGUUUGCGUGACUACCUCGACCGAGAAGGACUACAACAGCAGCACAAGGGACCACAGUGGGCGCGACGAUCUUAUCCUGAGCUGGACUGAGUUCGGCCCCGAUCGGUACAUUGACGAGAAGGAUAUCCACACGGUGUUGAAAAACUUUGGCGGUGUGCAGCAUCCGUAUAUUGUACCGAUCGAGCAUAUCGCUUCGAACGAUAGCGGCGCACUAGUGAUACGAAAGUUCUACAAGCAGGGUAGUCUGAAGGAUGUGCUCUGCUCUGCCAGCCCAUGCAAUCCGUUCCUAUCGAAGUACGGCAGCCCGAAAGGGCGAACACCGUUGCCGUUGAAAGAUUUAGCAUUGUAUGCGCGGCAGAUACUGGAAGCGAUUCGAUUCCUCCACUCGAAGGGUAUGGCGUGCGGGCAUGUGCACUGUGGCAACGUAAUCGUGGUCGAUGGUAUUGCGAAGCUGAUGGAUGUGGAAAAUUUCAUCUUUGGCGUCCCUUCCUUCUAUCGGCCAUUUUUCGUACAGCACAGUAAGAUAAACACGUGCGAAGCGAUUGACGUGUACGGAUUCGGUCAUCUACUGUACGAGAUGUGCAUGGGUUAUCCAUUGCAGGACUCUUACGCACGUCAGAUAAGCGACUGCCCGGAUAGUUUAAAAUCUUUAUUGGAAUCGAUCCUAUCGAAAGAUGCCUGCAAGUCUUCGCUUCCUACGCUGGAUCAGCUGACAACGCACCCAUUCUUCGGCGAGUAUGUCGGACAUUUUAACGAUUUAUACGCGACAACCAUGGCUGUUCAGAAGCCACAUCUAAAAUUCUCUACCAACGCCAAAGAGCAGCUAAAGCUAGCAGUUCAAAAGACUGAGAAUCGUGUCCGCGAGGAACAGCGCUCUGUGAAGAACCAGAAGCGUUUGGUUAGGGUGCAAGAGAUGAUGACGUCCGAGGAGGAGAAGAAAAAAAUUAAACAGAAAGCUAAACAUGAACAGAAACAGGCAAAGCUCCGUGCCCAAAAUUCUCUGCAACUAAAUAACGGUCCGCCAACAACCGCAUCGUCCGGUAUGACUGCCACGGUGCAUCUAUCCAGCUCGACUGGAGGGAUCGUGAAAUCUGACAGCGCAAACAGUAUUACCUCACCGCAGGAAGCACUGAUGUCACCACCGCCGCAUGCAACGGACAGCGGCGGCAGUUGUUCCCCGCAGCCACCCCCAUCGGCACCACCGAUUCCGGGUCCUCCCUCGUCCUUACCGCUGUUUCCACCCGAUGCCGGCACUUCCAGCGGGACAGGUAAGCUUGCGAAGUCAAUUUCCGGCGACGACUCUACCGGUGGUAGUGGUAACCGCAGCGCACUGCUACAAUCGAUUUGUAAUUUUAACAAAAGUGGAUUGAAAAAGACUACUCCCAGCGAGGCCGGAAAAUAA
This is a messenger RNA of Anopheles marshallii, 2007 nucleotides long. RefSeq names its product PX domain-containing protein kinase-like protein. The transcript has 6 exons. Bases 1 to 2007 code for a protein of 668 amino acids. Gene Ontology annotation, molecular function: ATP binding; phosphatidylinositol binding; protein kinase activity. The record is from RefSeq and is a predicted model, not a curated record. NCBI's taxonomy places the organism in Eukaryota, Metazoa, Arthropoda, Insecta, Diptera, Culicidae. Gene Ontology annotation, biological process: protein phosphorylation; early endosome to late endosome transport; protein targeting to lysosome. Gene Ontology annotation, cellular component: late endosome; extrinsic component of endosome membrane; early endosome.